CCCACGCCGUCGGCUCACCCGUCCUAACCCCAUCGUCCUCCCCACCAUGUCCCUACAAUUUAAGGGCUCUUCCAUAAUUUCAUUCAUGGGCUCCGUAGUUCUAGCGACAGUAGGAGGAGAGAAUUGGGAAAACAUAAAAAGAAACGAAAGAGGGUUGCACAUUCCAUUUCUUGAGAGAGCGAGAGACGGACAUCAGCUUUUGCUCUCUCUGCUCUCUCUCAGCUGUUUCCGAAUUCUGUGAUGAAAAGCAGCCUCAAAGUCAGGUAGGACACAGUAGUAGGAGAGAGAGAGAGAGAGAGAGAGAGAGAGAGAGAGGGAGGGGGGAGACAUUUAAGGAGGGCUGCCCUGAAGACUCUCUCUUCUUCCCUCUCCUUUCUCUCUCGAAGAGCAAACCGGCCUCGGCUGGGAGAAAACCGGAAGACGCUCUCUUCCUACAAACCUGUCGCCAUGAUCUCGUUGAGCGGAAGCAGUUUUCUGAACAACUCCUUGUGUGGGGUGUCCAGAGGCCUCUCGUAUUCGCAGAGAAGACCAUCCUCAGCUCCAGUGGUGGUAGCUGCUUUUGCCUCGAACGGCCGACCCGGGGAUAGAAACGCCGCCGUCUUGAUGGAGAGCACAUUGAAGGAUAUGCGAGAAGAUGGGACUUCGGUUCUGGAUAUGGACCCCAAGUCCACCGUCGGCGGAGGGGUUGAGGACGUAUACGGCGAGGAUACUGCCACCGAGGAUCAGCUGGUUACGCCUUGGACUGUAUCUGUAGCUAGUGGGUAUUCACUGCUACGGGAUCCACACUUUAACAAAGGACUUGCUUUUUCUGAGAAGGAGAGAGAUGCACACUACUUGCGCGGUCUUCUCCCUCCCACAGUUGUCACUCAAGACCUUCAGGUGAAGAAGUUGAUGAACAAUCUUCGUCAAUAUCAAGUUCCACUGCAGAGGUACAUGGCCAUGAUGGAUCUUCAGGAGAGAAAUGAAAGGCUGUUUUACAAGCUUCUCAUUGAUAAUGUUGAAGAGCUGCUUCCAGUUGUCUACACUCCAACUGUUGGUGAGGCUUGCCAGAAAUACGGCAGCAUCUUGAGGAGACCUCAGGGUCUUUUUAUUAGUCUGAAAGAGAAAGGGAAGAUUCUUGAGGUGCUAAAAAACUGGCCUGAAAAGAGUAUUCAAGUUAUUGUUGUGACUGACGGUGAACGGAUUUUGGGGCUUGGGGAUCUUGGCUGCCAGGGGAUGGGAAUACCUGUUGGGAAACUUUCAUUAUAUACUGCGCUUGGGGGCGUUCGUCCAUCAGCAUGCCUGCCCAUAACCAUUGAUGUGGGGACAAACAAUGAGAAGCUGUUGAAAGAUGAAUUUUACAUUGGGCUUAGGCAAAGGAGAGCAACUGGACAGGAAUAUGCGGAUCUUCUUCAUGAAUUCAUGGCUGCAGUAAAGCAGAACUAUGGGGAGAAAGUACUCAUUCAGUUUGAAGACUUUGCCAACCAUAAUGCUUUUGAGUUGCUUGCAAAGUAUGGUACAACCCAUCUUGUUUUCAAUGAUGAUAUCCAGGGCACUGCAUCGGUGGUCCUCGCUGGAAUUGUUGCAGCACUCAAAUUAGUUGGGGGAACAUUAGAUGAGCACAGAUUUUUAUUCCUUGGUGCUGGUGAGGCUGGCACUGGAAUAGCAGAACUCAUAGCUCUUGAGAUGUCAAAACAGACUAAUGCUCCGUUAGAAGAGACUCGCAAAAAGAUUUGGCUUGUGGAUUCAAAGGGACUAAUUGUUAGCUCCCGCAUGGACUCGCUUCAACAUUUCAAGAAGCCCUGGGCUCAUGAACAUGAACCUGUCAAGGAUCUCUUAGAUGCUGUUAAUGCAAUAAAGCCAACGGUUUUGAUUGGAUCAUCUGGAGUAGGUAGAACAUUUACUAAAGAAGUGGUUGAGGCUAUGGCUUCCCUCAAUGAGAGACCCAUUAUUCUCGCUCUUUCCAACCCAACUUCACAAUCAGAGUGUACUGCUGAACAAGCUUAUACGUGGAGUGGGGGUCGUGCCAUUUUUGCGAGUGGUAGCCCAUUUGACCCUGUUGAAUAUGAGGGGCAGGUUUUUGUGCCUGGACAGGCCAAUAAUGCAUACAUUUUCCCUGGAUUUGGUCUGGGCUUGAUAAUCUCUGGCGCAAUCCGUGUUCAUGAUGACAUGCUUCUGGCUGCCUCGGAAACUUUGGCCAAACAGGUGACUCAGGAGAACUUUGACAAGGGGCUCAUAUACCCACCAUUCACUAACAUUAGAAAGAUUUCAGCUCACAUUGCUGCCAGUGUUGCUGCUAAAGUUUACGAACUUGGUAACUUCUUUUACCGCACGUUCUUAUUGCAGGAUUUGCUUGUGAAUGUUCUGAAAGUGUUAUUCAUUUGCAACUCCCUUUUAGGUUUGGCUACUCGUCUCCCUCAACCGGAGAAUCUGGUGGAGUAUGCCGAGAGCUGCAUGUACAGCCCCAUGUAUCGUUGCUUCCGGUGAUCAAAUAGAGUUCAUAGUUUUGCUUGUUUUGAUAAUACUAGUCAUUUUACAUUUCUUUCAUUCUUCUUCCAUUUCAUUUUGUCCACCCUUCCAUCUGUUUUGCCCUAUUUCCGUUUUCUUCUUACUGUAAGUUAUAUAUAAUAUGGCGAAGAAGCAUGGUGGGUGAUGGUAGCUGACCUAGUGGAGAUUUUAGCCUUGAGAAUGUUCUUGAGUAUCAGAAAGACUCUAAAUUAUUACCAUAUGUUGAAUCAUGUGAUCAACUUGUAUACAUUCAAGUCAGAGACGAAGGUCGACUAAGGCUUUGUUUGGCCCACUAUUUCUAAAAGAGGAACUUAAAAGUAGCUGAUGUUAGUUGAAAUAAAAGAGUUAUACCGAAAUUAUUGCUA
Molecule: messenger RNA, 2852 nt
Organism: Malania oleifera
Lineage: Eukaryota; Viridiplantae; Streptophyta; Magnoliopsida; Santalales; Ximeniaceae
Product: NADP-dependent malic enzyme
Exons: 19
Coding region: 448-2466 (672 amino acids)
Biological process (GO): pyruvate metabolic process; malate metabolic process
Cellular component (GO): chloroplast
Molecular function (GO): malate dehydrogenase (decarboxylating) (NADP+) activity; NAD binding; malate dehydrogenase (decarboxylating) (NAD+) activity
Source: RefSeq, a predicted model, not a curated record